AUACGAAGAGACUUAGUUUAGCUUGCGUUUACCUACCAUCUCCGCGGGUCAGUUAGACGCGCGCUUUCAAGCUGCCAGCAGCAGCUAACGCACAACUCUUGUCAUCACCAUCCCUCCUUUUAGAAACGUCUUACGUCUAACUGACACGUAUCGAUACUAUUGCGAAAAGAAAUUCGUUGCUGUGAUUUUAGAAAGAAUAACAAAAAAUUUUCCUUUUUCCUUUUAUUACUUUCUUUCUUGCCUUUUAAUUCUUUUUCUUUUUUUUUUUUUCUUUUCAUCUUUUUCUUUUUCCCUUUCCCUUUUUCUUUUCUUUUUUUUUUUUUCGGACAAAUCCAUUAACGAAAGUUCCAUUCGUUUCUUCUCUCUCUCUCUCUCUCUUUCUCUCUUUCUCUCUCUCUCUCUCUCUCUCUCUAUGAGAUAUCUUUAAGACAAACAUCAUUUCAUAGUGUCAUAUGCAACAAUCGAAGAGGUAUCACGAAAGAAGAUAAUACAAUCAUUUGCACUUCUCCUUUGGAGAAUCUUCGAGAUGUGGAUCUUAGCAGUCGUUGCCCUAGCGUACUUUUCGUCGCUCGCGAAAGCGAUACCAAAUUAUUUCGGACUACCUCCUGGUCCAUAUUGUGCUGGAAGAUAUCCAGCAAGGAGAUGUUGUGAAGGACGACAGGAUGACUGUAGUGCACCGAUAUUAUCGACGACAUGUUAUUGCGAUGACUUUUGUGAUCGAGACAGAGAAGAAGAUUGUUGUCCGGAUUAUUAUUUACAUUGCAAAGGCAUGCCCACGGAACCUCCACCGGAAGAGGUCAGACUUUGUUCCUACGAUGGAAGAUAUUACAAUCACAGUCAGAUUUUCAAAGUAAAUUGCAAUCAAUGUAAAUGUUCGACGUUAGGUAGACGCGCAGAAAUUCUUUGCGAGAAGAAUCGAUGCCUGAUCGAACCAGAUUUUCUAGAGGAACUUUAUAUGGAGAAUAAUGCGUUAGGUUGGCAGCCUGGAAAUUAUUCGAAAUUUUGGGGAAGGUCUUUACAAGAUGGAAUACAAUAUCGAUUGGGUACAUUAAAUCCGUCGCAAUCGAUUUAUAAAAUGAAUCCAGUUAAACGGGUUUAUGAUCCCGAAGCAUUACCACGUAGUUUCAAUGCUAAGUCACGCUGGUCUCGUGACAUAUCUGAAAUUCACGAUCAAGGAUGGUGCGGAGCUUCCUGGGCUAUAUCAACGGCCGACGUUGCAUCCGAUAGAUUUGCCAUCAUGAGCAAAGGUCUCGAAGCCGUAGAAUUAAGUGCACAGCAUCUUCUUUCGUGUAAUAAUCGAGGUCAGCGAGGUUGUAGCGGUGGUUACUUGGACCGUGCCUGGUUCUUCAUGAGAAGAUUCGGAUUAGUCGACAGGGAUUGUUAUCCUUGGACAGGUCAACAAGAUCAAUGUAGAUUACGAAAGAGAACAAAUCUGAAAACAGCCGGAUGUCGAAAUCCACCCAAUCCGCUUAGAAAGGAAUUAUAUAAAGUCGGGCCUGCUUAUCGUCUUGGUAAUGAGACGGAUAUAAUGCAGGAAAUCUUAACUUCCGGCCCUGUUCAAGCAACGAUGAAAGUCUAUCAGGAUUUCUUCAUUUAUCAAUCGGGUAUUUAUCGACAUUCUCGAACCGCGGAGAUGUAUGAAUCUGGAUAUCAUUCGGUGAGAAUCAUUGGUUGGGGUGAGGAUUAUCAUCGUGGAGCUUUGGUCAAAUAUUGGAUCGUAGCAAAUUCUUGGGGCUAUGACUGGGGUGAAAAAGGCCUUUUUAGAAUCCAAAGGGGUACGAACGAAUGUGAGAUCGAAUCUUAUGUAUUAGGAGUUUGGGCUGAAACAUUAUAAUAUUAAUAGAGUAUAUAUAUUUAUAUACGAAGAACAUUGUGACAUUUUUCACGAUCACUAAAUAAUAUCGGUGCAUUUAUCGAUUCUACUGUCCUCAUUGUUUCGUCGAAUUUUAUAUUAAUAGAUAAUUGUUAAAUCGCGUUAAACGCAGAUACAAUAGCCAUUUGUUAAAUAUCUGAUUUGGUAUUUUUGUUAUUCCGUUUAAAUCAAUGCAAACCAAUGCAACAAAUUUAUAUUGUUGCCAUAGUUUAAUGCUUAUGGUGAAAAUAUCAAAGUACAAGUAUGAAUAAAAGUACAAGCGAAACACAAUAAAUAAUAUCAAUCAUAUAAGGAUGCGUUAAGAGAAAGAAAGAAGGAAAAGAAAGAAAGAAAGAAAGAAAGAAAGAAAGAAAGAAAGAAAGAAAAAGAAAAAAAUAACUCCUUAUGACAAACAGAUUACCAUAUGUACAAUGUACCAAAUUGAUAUCAUCCCAACUCAGGUUUAUACCUACAUACAUACAUAUAUACAUAUAUAUAUAUAUAUAUACAUACAUACAUAUGUAUAUAUGCAUAUAUAUAAUACAUAUUUUUAAGAAUCAUAAUAACAAUAUACCAUAUUACACAAAUUAUUAAUAUACUGCCAAUCUUUAUAACGAUACAAAAGGACUGUGCGUAAGUGCGUGCGUGUACGUAUAUGUGUGUGUGCGUGUAUGUGUGUGCGCCUGUGUGCGUGUGUGUGCGCGUGUGUAUGCGUUUGAAUGUAAGUAAGUCGACAUUUUGAAAUGUCUUCGUUAAAUAAUUUUAAUGUCAAAUCAUUAAUCAUUCGCAAAAUUAUUUGACCGACUGCUUGUUUUGCCACGUCAAUUUACAAUUUACUUACAUAUAUUACAAUUAGUUUAGAAAUAAUUUCAUUAUAUUAUCUAUAAUUUUAAUUAGAUAAUUUCGAAAAAUUAGCGAAUUUCGUGCUUUCUGCUUUUUUACUCAUAUGCAGAUCAUAUAAUUUUAAUUAAUAUUUUAUAUUAUAUCAAUCAUUAUAUACGCGUGAUGAUAACGAAAUAUCCAAUUAUGGUAAUUCUAAUAAUUACAUCGAAAAAUAAUGUAACUCAUGUAAACUGGAUUGUAUACGAAUAUCAUAUUUUACUCAAGUAUACGUGUAGUAUAUAUAUAUAUAUAUAUAUGAGAAUUAGCUUCCAUAACUGUUUUAUCUAAACGCGUCAGUAUUUAAGUAAAAUGUUAAUAGAAUUCGAAAUGAAUUCUUUGAAAUAUUUUUGUUACAUGCAACGCCACGACUAUCCUAAUCAUGUCUUUAGUUAAAUAGUAAAAUAUUAAGCAUGUCCUUUUAUGCCUCGUGUAUGUCCCUUGUAAGUUAUUACAUGAUUAUUUUUGAAAUAAAAGAAUUGAUAUACAUCAA
Vespa crabro (European hornet) is the source of this 3224-nucleotide messenger RNA. RefSeq lists its product as uncharacterized. Gene Ontology annotation, biological process: proteolysis. The transcript has 8 exons. Gene Ontology annotation, cellular component: lysosome. Bases 527 to 1834 code for a protein of 435 amino acids. Gene Ontology annotation, molecular function: cysteine-type peptidase activity. The record is from RefSeq and is a predicted model, not a curated record. NCBI's taxonomy places the organism in Eukaryota, Metazoa, Arthropoda, Insecta, Hymenoptera, Vespidae.